UUAAACGGAGCUGAAAUAAAUCUAGUACAUUUUGUUUAUACAGGUGAUUCAGGCUAUCCGCUAGAACCGUGGCUGUUGACUCCUUUGCCCCGAGAGCUGGAAGGUACUCCACGUUUUGCCUAUAAUGAAGCAUUAUGUAGUGCAAGAAAUUGUAUCGAACGUCUUUUUGGUGUACUGAAAUCUACUUGGAGAUGUCUUUCUCGACACAGAGUUUUGCAGUAUGAGCCUGGCUUUGCUGGGAGAAUUGUCAAUGCUUGCGCAGUCCUCCAUAAUAUGAGGAAUGCUCACGGCAUAGUUGAUGAUGUUCUAUUAGAUGAAAUUGAUCACGAACAUAUAAAUGAAAAUUGUGGUGAUGCUCAUGAUAUUAAUGAUAUUCGUGGACCUCUUGCUAUCGCACGUCGCAUCCAAGAGCGUUUAAUAGCAGAGAGAUUUACAAGAUAAAAUUGUAUGAUGUAUAUUGUUUAUAAAUAAAAUGAGGAAAAUAUAAAAUAUUUCUAUUAUGAUU
Messenger RNA from Vollenhovia emeryi, 505 nucleotides. RefSeq names its product putative nuclease HARBI1. The annotation marks the transcript as partial. The record is from RefSeq and is a predicted model, not a curated record. The transcript has a single exon. NCBI's taxonomy places the organism in Eukaryota, Metazoa, Arthropoda, Insecta, Hymenoptera, Formicidae.